AUGGGGCGCGCCAUCCUGUUGACUCUUACCGUCAUGUCCAUGUUGCUGUGCCAGUUAAUGAUGAGUUGCUUUCGUCCGCAGGGGUUUUGUUCGGGAGUUUUUGAGCUGAAGUUGCAAGAGUUCCUAAACAAGAAGGGGGUACAGGGCAACAAAAACUGCUGCAAGGGAGGUCUGACCUCGUCUUUCCAGCAGCAGUGCGAAUGUCAAACCUUCUUCAGGAUCUGUCUCAAGCACUACCAGCCCAACGCCUCCCCGGAGCCUCCGUGCACCUACGGCGGCGCCGUGACGCCAGUGCUCGGCUCCAACUCAUUCCAGGUCCCCGAUGUCAUCCCAGAGAAUUCAUUCUCUAACCCCAUCAAGAUUAACUUCGGCUUCACGUGGCCGGGGACCUUCUCGCUGAUCAUUGAGGCAUUACACACAGACUCCAAAGACGACCUCUCCACAGAAAAUCCAGACCGCGUUAUCAGCACCAUGAUCACCCAGAGGCACCUAACGGUGGGAGAGGACUGGUCUCAGGAUCUGCACACCGGCGGCAGGACGGAGCUCAAGUACUCGUACCGCUUUGUGUGCGAUGAACACUACUACGGAGACGGCUGCUCGGUGUUCUGCCGGCCGAGAGACGACGCCUUCGGCCACUUCACCUGUGGAGAGCGCGGGGAGAUUGUGUGCGACUCCGGGUGGAAGGGACAGUACUGCACUGAACCGAUCUGCCUGCCAGGCUGCGAUGAAGAGCACGGCUUCUGCGAGAAACCUGGAGAGUGCAAGUGCAGAGUGGGAUUCAAAGGCCGCUACUGCGACGAGUGCAUUCGUUACCCAGGCUGCCUCCACGGGACCUGCCAGCAGCCCUGGCAGUGCAACUGUCAGGAGGGCUGGGGGGGACUCUUCUGCAACCAAGAUCUCAACUACUGCACUCACCACAAGCCCUGCAUGAAUGGAGCCACUUGUAGCAACACUGGUCAGGGCAGCUACACCUGUUCCUGCAAGCCCGGCUUCACUGGGGCCAGCUGUGAGAUCCAGGUCAGCGAAUGCGCUGGAAACCCCUGUCGCAACGGAGGAAGCUGCACUGAUUUGGAAAACACAUACACCUGCACUUGCCCUCACGGUUUCUAUGGCAACAACUGCGAGCUGAGUGCCAUGACGUGUGCUGACGGCCCAUGUUCCAAUGGAGGCCGCUGUGCUGACAACCCUGACGGAGGCUACUUCUGCCAGUGCCCCACAGGAUACGCAGGGUUCAACUGCGAGAAGAAGAUCGACCAUUGCACCUCCAGCCCCUGCUCCAAUGGUGCACGUUGUGUGGAUCUUGUCAACUCAUACCUGUGUCAGUGCCCAGAUGGUUUCACUGGCAUGAACUGUGACCACACUGGCGACGAGUGCUCUAUGUAUCCUUGCCAAAACGGCGGGACGUGCCAGGAAGGUCUUAACGGGUACACCUGCACCUGUCCACCGGGAUACACUGGCCGCAACUGCAGCUCACCCAUCAGCCGCUGUGAACACAACCCUUGCCACAACGGCGCCACUUGCCACGAGAGAAACAACCGCUACGUGUGCGCAUGUGUCCCUGGCUACGGUGGCAGAAACUGCCAGUUCUUGCUUCCAGAGCACGCUGCGAUGCGCGGGUCAGAAGUGCCCUGGAUGGCCAUCGGGUCCGGUGUGGCCCUGGUGCUGCUGCUGCUGGCAGGAUGCGCUGUACUUGUUGGAUUUUUCCGAUCAAAAGCCCAGCGCGGCGGUCAAGUAGAAACCGCCUGCGAGGGAGAGACAAUAAACAACCUGACUAACAACUGUCACCGCAGUGACAGGGACCUGGCAGUCAGUGUGAUGCCGACACCAGGCGUAAAAAAUAUCAACAAGAAGAUGGACUUCUGCAGCAGUGACCCUGAUGAAGGAUCUUCACCAGAGAGGAGCAGCUACAAGAGCCGCCAUCCGCCUGCAGACUACAACCUCGUACACGAGGUCAACUAUGAGCAGGCGGCUAAAGAGGCCAUGCUGGAGGCGGCCUGCGAGGACAAGUGCCAAUCCCUGGACUCGUUUGAGUUUGAGGAGAAACGCAGCAAACGUUUAAAAUGCGAUGCAUCAGAAAAGAAAGCCCCAGAAAUGUCUGCAUGUGCGGACACCAAGUACAAAUCUGUGUUUGUGAUGUCAGAGGAAAAGGACGAAUGUAUUAUUGCAACUGAGGUGUAACGAGCCACCAAUGGGCUGCCCGUUGCUUAUUUGCUCUAUGGGAGAGUUUUUAUACUCCUUCAGAUGCUGCUCUAACCCUAGGGGGAGGUGUCCCGCCUUGAGACUGCUGCUGAUACUGAGACGUUUAACUGAUAUUCAGAGUGAGCUGGUUCUCUACUGGAAACUAAGCGCAGGCAGCGGCGGCCUGUGGGAUAGGAACUGGCGGGGCAAAAAAUAAAAAGUUUACGGUUGAAAGUAAACUGCCACUUAGCUUUCUGUUCUGUCUGCCUUUUAUAGAGGAGUGGGGGUAAAAAAUUAAAUAUAAACGGACACUGUCUCGUGGCAAUAACGUGCGAUGCUACGAUUUUUGUUUUUGCAACAUUUGCACCCAGGCCUUUUCUCUAACCCACACGCCGUUGCUGAACGCAGGAACUGCAUCAAACGGUGGAUGUUUGGCCAUACUGGCCUGUUCUUCAUGAGGCUGUUCAUAUGGGCUGUGCACCCAUCACUACACCUGUGAAGACUGUAUGUAUACUUGAUCACUGUGUUAACUGAAGUGCGUUUUCUUUCCUAAGCCCUCCAAACCAUUUAUGACAUAGUAUUGUUCAAUUUUUUUUUGUUGUUUUGGGGACAUAAAAACUUUGUCUUAAUAAAAAAAAUGUUGCUUUUUGAUACAGAUUGUCCUUUUGUAAAAUAAAGAAAGAAAAAACAAGAAAA
Molecule: messenger RNA, 2874 nt
Organism: Micropterus dolomieu (smallmouth bass)
Lineage: Eukaryota; Metazoa; Chordata; Actinopteri; Centrarchiformes; Centrarchidae
Gene: dla
Product: deltaA
Exons: 11
Coding region: 1-2178 (725 amino acids)
Biological process (GO): cell communication; Notch signaling pathway; multicellular organism development
Cellular component (GO): protein-containing complex; plasma membrane
Molecular function (GO): calcium ion binding
Source: RefSeq, a predicted model, not a curated record